Corythoichthys intestinalis (scribbled pipefish) is the source of this 1657-nucleotide messenger RNA. RefSeq names its product tubulin alpha-1B chain. Gene Ontology annotation, cellular component: microtubule; cytoplasm. Bases 162 to 1517 code for a protein of 451 amino acids. The transcript has 4 exons. NCBI's taxonomy places the organism in Eukaryota, Metazoa, Chordata, Actinopteri, Syngnathiformes, Syngnathidae. The record is from RefSeq and is a predicted model, not a curated record. Gene Ontology annotation, molecular function: GTP binding; structural constituent of cytoskeleton. Gene Ontology annotation, biological process: mitotic cell cycle; microtubule cytoskeleton organization.
CCAAUGCUGCCGUGCUUGUAUAAAUGUGGAAGCACCGCCCUGCCAUUCAGCAGUUGUUGCAUCGACCCCGUUGGGUACAACACGCAACCCAAACGCCUUUGUCAAAAGAAAAAAAAUCUUUUUCUUCCUCCUCUCUCCUGCUUUGAGCUCUAGAAGAAAACAUGCGCGAGUGUAUCUCCAUCCACGUUGGUCAGGCUGGUGUCCAGAUCGGAAAUGCAUGCUGGGAGCUGUACUGCCUGGAACACGGUAUCCAGCCGGACGGACAGAUGCCCAGCGACAAGACACUGGGAGGUGGAGAUGAUUCCUUCAACACCUUCUUCAGCGAGACUGGAGCUGGAAAACACGUCCCCAGAGCCGUCUUUGUGGACUUGGAGCCCACUGUCAUUGAUGAGGUGCGCACUGGAACCUACCGCCAGCUCUUCCACCCCGAGCAGCUGAUCACUGGCAAGGAGGAUGCCGCCAACAACUACGCACGUGGACAUUACACCAUUGGCAAGGAAAUCAUUGACCUGGUGCUAGAUAGGAUUCGUAAAUUGGCUGACCAGUGUACAGGCCUCCAGGGUUUCUUGGUGUUCCACAGUUUUGGAGGCGGCACUGGUUCCGGUUUCACCUCCCUGCUGAUGGAACGUCUGUCCGUGGACUAUGGCAAGAAGUCCAAACUGGAGUUCUCCAUCUACCCUGCUCCUCAGGUGUCUACCGCCGUGGUGGAGCCCUACAACUCCAUCCUGACCACUCACACCACCCUGGAGCACUCCGAUUGCGCCUUCAUGGUGGACAACGAGGCCAUCUACGACAUCUGCCGCAGGAACCUCGACAUCGAGCGCCCCACUUACACCAACCUGAACAGGCUGAUCAGUCAGAUCGUUUCCUCCAUCACCGCCUCCCUUCGCUUCGAUGGUGCCCUCAAUGUGGAUCUGACAGAGUUCCAGACCAACUUGGUGCCCUACCCCCGUAUCCACUUCCCCCUGGCUACCUACGCCCCUGUCAUCUCCGCUGAGAAGGCUUACCACGAGCAGCUCUCUGUGGCAGAAAUUACCAACGCCUGUUUCGAGCCAGCCAAUCAAAUGGUCAAAUGCGACCCUCGUCACGGCAAGUACAUGGCCUGCUGCUUGCUCUUCCGUGGCGAUGUGGUGCCCAAAGAUGUCAACGCAGCCAUUGCCACCAUCAAAACCAAGCGCACCAUCCAAUUUGUGGACUGGUGUCCCACUGGUUUCAAGGUAGGCAUCAACUACCAGCCUCCAACCGUGGUUCCAGGUGGAGACCUGGCCAAGGUCCAGAGGGCUGUGUGCAUGCUGAGCAACACCACCGCCAUCGCGGAGGCCUGGGCUCGCCUUGACCACAAGUUCGACCUGAUGUACGCCAAACGCGCCUUCGUGCACUGGUAUGUUGGUGAGGGCAUGGAGGAGGGAGAGUUCUCCGAGGCCAGAGAAGACAUGGCUGCUCUGGAGAAAGAUUACGAGGAGGUCGGAGUUGAUUCCAUUGAGGGUGAAGGAGAGGAGGAAGGAGAAGAAUAUUAAAAGGCACAAGCAAACAGGAAAUUUGAGUUUCUUAUGUGUUUUUGAAGGCAUUCCAGAAAAGAGUCUGUUGCCAGAUUGGCUGUUUGAAAUUCUUACCAAUGUUCAUCUUGACUCCAAAUAAAAUCCUGUGACAAGUAAAA